Molecule: messenger RNA, 1713 nt
Organism: Serpula lacrymans var. lacrymans S7.9
Lineage: Eukaryota; Fungi; Basidiomycota; Agaricomycetes; Boletales; Serpulaceae
Exons: 8
Coding region: 1-1713 (570 amino acids)
Biological process (GO): transmembrane transport
Cellular component (GO): membrane
Molecular function (GO): transmembrane transporter activity
Source: RefSeq, a predicted model, not a curated record
AUGGCCACCCAAAACCCACUCCUCAUCCUUCCCCUUGUCUUUCUCCAGGCGUUCUCCAUCGAGCUCUUCGAGCUACCCGGCACAUAUCUCUUUCGCCAGAUCAGAUGCGACGAGUACCGUCUCCAGAUCUCUCUUCCAGACUAUGAUCACAACGACGACAUAUGUCGACUCCCCGCUGUCCAAAAAAAAUACACCACUGAUCUCGCAAUCUACAUGGGCCUCCUCAGUCUCCUAGCAAUCCUCGUAUCCAGUCCAUACGCAAGGCUAUCAGACGCAAAGAGUAGGAAACUCGUCAUUGCCAUCGCAGCUGCCAUCACCACUCUCGGUGAAAUUUGGCUGCUUCUCUGUGCUGGCUUCGCUCCCUUGAGGCGCCCCAUUUUCAUAUACUUUGCCGCAGUCAUAAAGGGCCUCGGUGGAAGCUACUCUGUCAUGAAGGCAGCUGAAAUGGCAAUCAUAGCAGAAAACUCUUCCGUGCAAAACCGUUCCUUCUACCUCGGUCUCAUCCUCGUCAUGUCCAUGGCCGCAGCCGCAGUCGCUCCCUUGAUCAGUGGCGUACUCGUAGAUGGCGGCCAUUAUGUUGCCACUUUCAGCGUCGGUUUAGCCGCCUGGAUCAUCCAUCUCCUCUAUCUCACCAUCGUCAUACGUGAGCCAAAGAAGGAACACCGCGUCCUCGAACAUGUACAUACCACACAGCCAGUUGCUCCUCAAUUACCUUCUCAAUCCACCACCACAACGCGCAUAUCCUCCGCAGUAAAGGCAGUCUCAGAACGUGCCGCAAAGCUACUCCUCGAGCCCCUCUACAUCAUCGCCUCAAAACCCACCCUCCGCCUCCUCGGCUUGGUAGACUUUAUGAUGAUGCUUGCUACUGGUGCCUUCAUCGUCCUCAUAGUAUGGUCUGACCGCAUGUUUGGCUUGAUUCCCAGCGAGGCAAGCUGGUGUGAUUUCCGCGACAAUGUCCGUCUCACUGAGGAUUCUGUCCAAUUGGAUGUCGCCCAAUCCGAACCGUUGUUUGGCACCCGGGAGUCGACGGAAGAUAGCCCUAGGGCUGAAGUAUCUAACGAUGCGAACGCUGACGCGUCGAAUGCGCCGUCUGCGGAUGUAUCUAUCGAAGACACUUUGCGCGCUCAAAAGGCCCGAAAACUGUCUGCAAAGCAAGAAUUGUUAAUUUGUCGCGUCUGCUUCCUCAUCGAUACCUUGGGCAUGCUCUUGGUCUCAGUGAGCAAGUCGCCUACUCAAGUAUCUAUAGCUGUGGCGAUCGGUUCCUUGGGCGCACCAGCCGUACCCUCGCUCCAGACGCUCACGACGCUCGCAAGCCCACCUUCAGAGCUCGGCCGAGUCCUCGCCGCACUCUCCAUCAUCGAAUCCGCCGUUCUCGCUCUGCGCAGUCCAAUUCUCUUUGGAAUAUACAAUCUCACGCUGGGCAGUUCUCCUGAAGUCGUGUGGUGGUGCGCUCCUCUUGGUGUGUGGGCUCGCGAUGCAGCUCUUGAAGCCUGCACGGUUUCUCUCGGGUGCGACGAGAUGAACGACGAUGAUACCUUGGAACUGCGUUUGGGCUCAACGCUUCAGUUUGCGGCAUUCUUGGGGGCUUGCAAUUCAAUCGUAGAAUACGCAACCGCAGAUAGUUCGCCCGAGUCGAGCGAAGCCGCAGUUGUAUUACUUCAUAUUGAUAUAAUCCUACGCACAUGCUUUGCUGCUUUAGAAGGUCGAUUUUAG